UCGUUUCUCAUUACAUUGGAACACAUAUAGAAAAAUAAAUCAACGGUCAUGGAUAAUUUAAUGACACUAAAUGUUGGGGGAACUACGUUUUUGACAAGCAUGUCAACUCUAAAAAAGUACCCCGAAACACGUCUCGGGAGAUUGACUACUUCAUCACAGGAAUAUGUUGUUGACAAACAUUUAUAUUUUUUCGACCGCAGUCCGGAUUUGUUUUGUCGUAUCUUAGAUUUUUAUAGAAAUGAUGAGAUUCAUUUGCCAGCCAACUGCUGCAGUCAGUUAAUACAAAAAGAGUUUGACUACUGGGAGAUUCCAUACAGCGAUAUUCCAGAAUGCUGUCGGUCAGCAAUAAUAAAGAAAGAAACCGAUUUAAAGACAAUCCAGAAACUGAAAAUAUCAACAGAAAUUCCUUCAGCUUUCGAUGGAAGUAAUGAAUGUGCAAAUGGAAUACAGCGGAAGAUAUGGUUAUUUGUUGAUGAACCAUUGUCAUCGACACCAGCCAAGCACAUAUGAAAGUCCACAACAACCAUUGGUAGUCUUUCUGUAUUUGGACAAGUAUAUACACAAAUUAGGAUGGAGUUGAACAUUUAGUUUAGAUUGAUUGUUAAGAUUGAUCGAUUGAUUGGUCCUUAAGUUUUGUUUUUUUUUUAAUUUCAUACAUGAUAUUUCAAGCAAUAUUCGGGUUAUUUUUUUCAGUGCUACAAUUUUGCGUACUGUCUGAUCGUGAUCCUGUCUGUUUUUAUUGAACUACUGUUUACCAGUCCAGAUUUUAGAAUUCCCGUGGAAAAUACGAUCAAUGUUACCUUGAUGCAGAAUAUUGGCCUUUUGAGAGAUAUGAAUAACCCAAAGGCUGUAUUUUUUCUAACGACGGAAGUGGAACUUUGGUGGUAUAUAGUUGAUGACUGCCUGCUUGUUUUUUUCACACUUGAAUUUUGUACAAGAUUUGCAGCUUCUCCGUCAAAAAAAAUAUUCCUAAAGAAUUGGUUAAAUAUACUUGAUGUCGUAUUGGAUGUUUCAAUGUGGAUUAGAUUCGUCGUCCGAGAGUUUGGUUUUACAAUUUUGUUAAAAAACAGAACAUUACUUGCAAUAAACCAGUUAUGUUUUGCAUCAAUAUCAUUCCGUAUGUUUCGAAUAACGCGUCUUUCGAAGCAAUUUGAUGGACUUAAUAUACUGCUUACCACUAUAAGAGAGAGCAUCAAAGAAUUGGUUCUGUUGUUUUUAACAAUUUUAAUGUUAGCAGUGUUUUUCGCUAACAUAAUAUUUUUCGCCGAAAUGUCAGAGUCGACAACCUUCCCGUCAUCCUUCGAGGGAGUAUGGUGGUCUGUUAUAACCAUGACGACUGUAGGUUACGGGGACCAUUACCCAAAGUCAGUUCUUGGAAAAUGUGUUGGGGCAUGCUGUGCCGUUUGUGGAGUUAUAAUAAUUGCAAUGCCAAUAGCCAUUAUUGCAACAAAUUUCAAUACGUUCUAUUCAAGUAUGCAGGAUAUCCGGAAUUUCGAAAACCGUGUUAAAAAGAUCAAUCGUGAAAAGCUUUCCAUAAGAAACAAUAGUAUAAAACCUUAGUCAUAACAAAAAGUGACAUGAUUUCAAGUCUUCAGCAGUUUUCGUAGUUAAAUCGCUAAAUAUAUGUGCAAAUUUAUUAAAAUAUUUGCAGUUUA
Messenger RNA from Mytilus californianus (California mussel), 1655 nucleotides. Its product is annotated as potassium voltage-gated channel subfamily A member 10-like. The record is from RefSeq and is a predicted model, not a curated record. Lineage: Eukaryota; Metazoa; Mollusca; Bivalvia; Mytilida; Mytilidae. Gene Ontology annotation, molecular function: delayed rectifier potassium channel activity. Gene Ontology annotation, cellular component: voltage-gated potassium channel complex; membrane. Bases 805 to 1560 code for a protein of 251 amino acids. Gene Ontology annotation, biological process: potassium ion transmembrane transport. The transcript has 2 exons.